GCCCGUCCUCUAAAAAUCGCUGGGUUCGAUUUCAGACGAGCUCCCGUCAUAAUCCGAUCCGCGUGGCACGGCCAAGUGCCACCACCGACCAUCAAUUCGCAAUUGAAGAUGCGAUCAUCACUACGGCACGCCCCAAAGGCCUUCCGCACAGCGCGACCGGUCGCAUGCGGAGCGAUAGGAGCACCAUGGCUCCAACACACCCGCCGUCAACCUCCAUCAAGGAAGCUUAGCACCACCACACCCACCUACCACAACCCCUCCUCUCCGACCUCCUCCUCCGUAAACGAGACCGAAAUCUCCCACUUCUCCGCCCUCGCCUCCUCCUGGUGGGACCCGCACGGCCCGUCGCGACCUCUGCACCUGAUGAACCCGCUCCGACACGACUUCAUCCAAGCCUGCCUCUCCGCCCCCUCGACCACCUCCCCAACCACCCCGCAACCCGACCCCAACGCCCUCCGCUACCUCGACGUCGGCUGCGGCGGCGGCAUCUUCGCCGAAUCCGCCGCCCGCCUGCCCACGACCGCCUCCGUCACAGCCAUCGACCCGUCCCCGACGAUCCUGACCGUCGCGCGCGCGCACGCAAAGCGCGACCCCUCCCUGGGCGGCGGCAAGCUGACCUACCUCAGCGAGACGAUCGAGUCGCUGGCGCUGCCGGCGGCGCCCGCGGACCGGUUCGACGUGGUCAGCGUGUUCGAGGUGGUGGAGCACGUCGACUACCCUGCGGCGUUCCUCGACCGUGUGGGGGAGUUUGUGCGCCCGGGCGGUUGGUUGGUGCUGAGUACGAUCGCGCGUACGUGGACGAGCUGGCUGACGACGAAUCUGGUGGCGGAGGAUAUACUCGGGGUGGUGCCCAAGGGGACGCAUGAUUGGUAUAAGUAUAUUAAUGAGGAGGAGUUGAGGGCGCAUUUUGCGGGGAAGGGUGGUGUGUGGGGGACGCCGAGGGCGAUGGGAGUGGUGUUUGUGCCUGGGUUUGGGUGGAAGGAGGUUAGGGGAAGUGAGAAAAUCGGGAAUUACUUUUUGGGGGUGCAAAGGGUUGGUUGAUGGGUGUUGGGGGUUUUGGUUGUAGGAUAUCCAGGGAUAUAUGUAUUUGAUACAAAGGGUGUAU
Molecule: messenger RNA, 1105 nt
Organism: Chaetomium fimeti
Lineage: Eukaryota; Fungi; Ascomycota; Sordariomycetes; Sordariales; Chaetomiaceae
Product: S-adenosyl-L-methionine-dependent methyltransferase
Exons: 1
Coding region: 109-1041 (310 amino acids)
Biological process (GO): ubiquinone biosynthetic process
Cellular component (GO): mitochondrion
Molecular function (GO): 2-methoxy-6-polyprenyl-1,4-benzoquinol methyltransferase activity
Source: RefSeq, a predicted model, not a curated record